AUGGAACCAGCAGCAGGGAAAAAGGCAGAUCUGACGGCGGAUGAUUUAAAUAGAUUACCCUCAAAAAAAGCAUAUGCUGCAUUUGACCACCGCUACGGCAAUUGUGGUACCUAUGGUGUUAAUGUAGGAGAUGCAGCUUCUCAACUGAACAGCGCAUUAAAUUCCCACCAAAAUAUUAAAAACGAAGCCGAAAAAAUUUUAAAAGCGUGGUGUGAGGCAUCCUCACAGAUGACAGGAUCGUAUGCAUCCUCUAGUGGGCUUUGUCAAUAUUUCUAUUUUUGGUUAUGGGAUCUAUUAAAGAACAAAUUAAGUGACACUGAAGAAUCACCUUUAAGUGUUAUGAAAACAAUCUAUGAGAAAUUGAACCAAGUUUCUUCUUCUUCUACUACUACUGUUGGAGGGAAGGAGAUGUGUAAAAUUAUAUACGACAAUAUUAGCGACAAAGAAUUUUUUCCUCAAGUAAAAAUACAUUUCGACUACUCCAAGGACUAUCUAACUAUAACAACACAGUUAGGGAAUGGUGUUAGUGGUGGUGGUGUUGGUACAAAGGCUUGUGAUACAACAUAUCAUGAUCACUUAGAGGCCAUUAAAACAGCAUGUUCUGCUAUAGAAGCAGAUUGUAAGGAGGAUAGCCUGUCACCUAAGAGUGGUAAGUAUUGUGACCCGCUUCGUGCGGCGGGGCAGCAGAACGAGGUAACAGCUGGAGAUUACUGUAAGAAGGAGGAACUGCAGAAAUUGGAGUGUCAAGAAGUACCAAAACCUAAACCAAACCCCAAUCCAAAUCAAGCUAGUAGUAGUGGCUCUUUUAGUGAUGCUGAUAGUGGUAGUGCUGCCAGCAGCAUCGCCCCUGCUGCUGGUGGACUUGCUGCGAUAGGAAUACCAACAGUUCUUUUCUUUCUAUAUAAAGUGAGUAAUACAACAAUUACCAUUACAAUUUUAAUUACAACUAUAAUGAACAAUUAUAAUUUAAAGUAUUAA
Plasmodium coatneyi is the source of this 978-nucleotide messenger RNA. Its product is annotated as CYIR protein. Bases 1 to 978 code for a protein of 325 amino acids. The record is from RefSeq and is a predicted model, not a curated record. The transcript has 2 exons. NCBI's taxonomy places the organism in Eukaryota, Apicomplexa, Aconoidasida, Haemosporida, Plasmodiidae.